UGUAUAUAUAUAUGUAUAUAUAUGUGUAUAUAUAUGUAUAUAUAUAUAUACACACACAUAACACAUUGGGUCCACCAGUAGUGCAAUUAAGGGAGCAAUAAUGCAAUAGUAGCCUUAAUCCAACAUGGAAAACUGUAUCUUGUCCACGUGUUGCCAACGCACCUCUGCCACCAUUACCGCACCCCAACUUCCAUAUAGCCAACAGAGUUGUGGUUCGUUUAAAGCACACUCUCAAGAUUUACCAUAAUGCCUCUGCUAACCUAACAUAGUUGCACUACUGCGUAUUACUAUAAUUGUAUUAAUACUGUCUGCCUCAUAUUUAUAGUGAACUUUUCCUUAUAUGGUGUGUUGUUAGCGUGAAAAAAAUGAAGAUAUACCUUUGUUAAAAUUCAUUGUUUGCUACCCAAACCUUAAUGCUUUGAGGUUUGGGUAUUCUGGUGAACCACAAUGGAAAAAUGGCAACAAUUGAAGUGUUUGGUUUUAUAUCAGUAUGUGUUCUGGUUUAUUAAACCAAGUAAAUGAGAACUUACAACUUCAGUUAAUACUUUGUAAUGUAUAUUGUGGUGAACAAGUAGAAAAUGGUAAACGUAAAAAAUUAUAAUGAAAUAAGAAUGGAAUAAGUUCAAUGAUGACAAUAUAAAUGAAAUAGAUAAAAUAACUAAAGGGUUGAAUUGCCAAAGUGUUCAUUUUUUAUUUUCUAACAGUCUGCAGGGUCCAAGUUUGAAAUCUUAAAGUCCAAAUAUCACGUGUGUAAUUGUCCAAAGGUUCAUGAUUAAUAUUCGAUCUGAUGAGGAAAAUAAGUCCCCGGGGUCUUUGUGUGUUUCCAUCGAAAAGACAAAAUUAAGACCGUAUUGUUUAUUCAAGAAAGAAUAUAAUGUGAAAAACCUUUUGGUAUAAUUUGUCUAAAGGUUAAGUUUAGUUAUAAAAAUGGUAUUGUCCUCAGAGAGAUCAUUUGUUGUACAGCACAAACAGAGACACAUCACAAAAGGUGCAGUUGGUUAGUUUUAAACAAAGUGGCAUUAAUGUCUACAUACAGUGGUAUGAAUGUACUUAACAACAUUAGCCUUAAUACAAAUACAAAACUAAAUAAAAUGUGUUUCCCGCCCGGUUGGUCCUAUUUUUAGCAGUCACUGUGUUCUUAGAGCUCAGCUUUGACAAAAAUAAAGGUAAUAUUUAGCAAAGCUUCUCAAACAAAGAAAAAUGAACAAUGCCAGGAAUAACAACCAUCUACUGGUUACACUUCCACAACUAUACAUUACACACAACCCAUAGUCCGCACCAACUCUAAAACCACACCAUCGUUACAACACAUCAUCAUAACUCCCACAAAACCCUUAUUAUUGUUGUUGUUUAGUCUGAGCAAUGUCCAUAUGAGUUAACUGUUACAUUGUAUGGUAGGUUGUAUAUGACACUUCAGCAUGACAUGAUCUAUGGUUGUAUAUCUACAGUGUAUCAGUAUCAAAUAUGUAACAGUACAUCUUAAUAUCCAAACAAGUGGUUUGUUUUUCUGUAACAUUUCUGAAGAUAUAUUUACUGUCCAUCACAUCAUUGAUAACAGGAUCUGUGUGAUCUGUGCUUUUGUGUGCUCAGGUGCCCAUCACGAGAGGAGUUCCCCCUUAUAGAGACUGAACACAAGGCCCAUCUUAGGAGACUCAAAGCUGACCUUCAGCAGAAGGACCGGGAAAUGCUGGAGCUCCUGCAGGAGAGGGUGACUCUAUUCUGUGAGCUGGCAGAGGUGACAACUGGUCAGGAGCCCCUACAACCUCCCAUCACUCGCUACUUGUUCAGGGCAGACACACCCCAAGCGCCCCGUGCAGAGAAACUCCUACUGGAUGCCACAGCUGAGGUUGACAGGUUGAGUGAACUCCUUCUGGGGUCCAGGGUGAACAUCCCUCUUCCAUGCCUUCACAACCACAUGGAGGUGGUAGAAACCAGUGAUCAGGAUCUGUUGGUCAAUGGAGCCCAUGAUUUCUUAGCAUCAAAGAAGAUCUAUCAAAGGCUGGUGAAUCUCAGUGUUUACCUCCAUGCACUCCAGGGUGCUGUCAUCAAACAAGACUCCAUUUUAGAGUUAUUGCUGCAGCCACAGGAUAAUGUGGCACCAGCUGCAGGAGGAGCGUGGCGCCCUCUCUGGCGAGAUGUUGGAAAUCGGGAGGCCAAUGCAGUUUCAAGCAUUGGGGAGCUGGCUCUUUUGCAGAGACAACACAGCCUGCUGCAAGAGGAGCUGCUGAGGCUGCGGGAUGCCGAGAGCCGGUUCAAGGACAGUGAGAGAGCCCGGGCAAAGCUGGAGAGGCACGUCCGACACAUGAAGGUCUGCAGCGGGGCUGCAUCUGCCUCCCAGCAGCUAAGGGAGCAGGUUGCUCAACCUGCCUCUCUGCAACCAGGAAGGGAGGUCUCAACCGGAGCUGACACCCUGUGGGCCAGUCAGGAACCUGCCCACCAAUCAGAUGGCCUCCAGGAUGGCAGUGAUUUGGAGGUAGACAUGACGUCCGAUGAUGAUGAUGGGACGGAAUCUGAAAGCUCCAAGGGUCAGAUUCGAGACAUAACACACAAUGACUGUAAAUGUUACAUGUAUCCUUUUCGUAUCAUCGUGUAUUAUAGGCAGGUAUGGAAAGAGUGCUAGAAUAUUUUAGGUCAGUUAAAAUUAACUAUGAGUAAAUGUUUAUUUUACAUCUUUAAAGGAAUUAAUUGUAGAACAUAUUAGGCCACAAAAAAAGUGCAUUAACAUGUUAAUAUUCAACCAACCAACAAUACACUUUUCUCUAUAGACAUUUGCGUCCUGUGCAACUGAUUAUCAAUUAUCGAUAUACAACUAUCUUCCUCAGCCCAAGAAGAAUUAACCAGAUUAGAGAAAGAAGUAAAAAAACAGCUAUGGACAACAAGCAUUAUUAGGCUACAUUAAUUAAAUAACCUUUCACUUUAAAGAAUAAUAAUAAUUUGAAUAAAGCAUCAAGACAGCCGAAACAGAUUAUAAAGACGAUAUAAACUCAACAGCAGCUACAGCCAAAAAACUCACAUUAAAGCAAGAGAGAGACUGCACCGUUUUUCACACAAACAAGGAAACUUAAGGAGAAGUUCCUGUGCCAAGUUCUUGUUAACGUUUACAGAGGAGCAAUAAAAAGCAUCCUGACUGCAAACAUUGCAAAGUGACAUGCUGUUCACGGUCCAGGGCAGGAAAGCUCUACAGUGGGUGAUUCAAAGUGUUGAGUUUACAUUAACAACAAACAGCAAACUCAAACCAGGAAUAGAUCAAAACUGGGUGAGUUUACAGUUAGUUACUACUCAGAAGUUUGUUUUUAGAUACUUUCAGUUAUAUUCAGUUAUUAGUGCCAGAGAACAAUAAAACAAAAAAGCUGUGUGAGCUUUGAACAUUUUUCAAUAGUCUCUCCCACAUGAUGUCAUAUAAUAGCAGAAUAUUGGUUUGUAACUUGAAAUGUGUCCGAUUUUAGAAACAAGACGCCAAUGAAAUAUAAUUUCCUCUUAGUUUUAAAGGAACCGAGGGCUGAAUUUUGAUUUGUUCUCUUUUUUUCAGACCUUCAAGAUAUUCCAGAGGAGAUCUGAUUCUCGCCAUGUUUUAUAGUGCUAAUGAGCUUAUAGCUAUAGUUGACUAUGAUGGAAACAGAUUGAUUCCAACAAUGAGCACUUCUAUCUUUUCUGCAAGUCUUAAUGUUUAUUUAGCUGCUUUGCUUGUCAGUAGAUGGCUUGUGACAGUGAGCUUUUUUUUAUUUUCAGUUAUGCUUUGGAUUGUUUGAUGAUUUACUACCAUCACUUGGGUUGUUACUGUUUUCAGAUAAUUAUGUUGUGCGCAAACCUGAAAAACAGGUAGGGGUCAUUAUCGAGAUGAUAGAGAAAAAUAAUGUUUCUAUUCAAUGCUGCCAGAAAGACCCUUAAGACCCACACUGAAAUAUCCGAAAAAUACAUAACCACCAAAAAUGUAAAGAAAUCCAAUACAUUUGCCCUGCAAUAACUUCUGCUUUUACAAUGCUUAUCUUAUUAAGGUUUGUGUUUGUCAGAUCUUAAAGUAAGGCAAGGCAAGUUUAUUUGUAUGGCAGAUUUCAACAACAAGGCAAA
This is a messenger RNA of Anarrhichthys ocellatus (wolf-eel), 4068 nucleotides long. Its product is annotated as rho guanine nucleotide exchange factor 2-like. Gene Ontology annotation, cellular component: ruffle membrane; cytoskeleton. The record is from RefSeq and is a predicted model, not a curated record. The transcript has 7 exons. Gene Ontology annotation, molecular function: microtubule binding. NCBI's taxonomy places the organism in Eukaryota, Metazoa, Chordata, Actinopteri, Perciformes, Anarhichadidae. Bases 1685 to 2620 code for a protein of 311 amino acids. Gene Ontology annotation, biological process: actin filament organization; positive regulation of neuron differentiation; cell morphogenesis.